ACACGAAAUCUACUUUGUUUGUUAGAUAGAACAAAUAUAUGCUCCAGUAUCCAGAUAAGGCGUUGAUUAAUAAAUUUUUCAAGUACUUUGAUCACUGAACAUCAUAACUUUACUGGAAGGUAGGAAUUCGGGUCUAAACGGGGUUUGCCAGGUUUAGGAAUAGGUAUUGUGUAAACAUCAUUCCGAGUAUUUGGAAACACUCCAAGCCAUAUUUUGAUAUAUAUCGUUAAUAAGUAGGCAGUUUCAUUUUGAGGCAAAUUUUUAAGAAAAAUAAUAGGAAUAUUAUCUGGACCAGAGUCUUUAAUAAAAUUUAUAGAUUCAUUUAAUUCCUCUUCCAGUAUUCGUACAUUUGCUGGAACUCACAUUUUCUCGACAGUUUUUAAUACUAAAUUCGAGGAUGUUUUUCAUUGAUUUAUUUUUUAUUCUACUUGUGUAGAUCUAUAAUAACUUUUUUAUUUAAGAUAUAACAUCAGCCAAUAGCUUAGAAGAUAUUCCCGAUGUUGAACUCAAUUUAGGAUUCAUGAAAAAGAUUCCACCAGGGAGCGAAGCAAGCAAUAUCCUGGUAGGUGGUGUAGGGUUCCUAGAAAAACCAAUUUUGGCAUUCAUUCGACUCUCAAGAGCUGCAAUGUUGGAAGAAUUGACGGAAGUUCCAGUGAAGACUAGAUUUAUAUUUAUUUUACUGGGACCGGUAGCUGCCGCAACAAGUUAUCACGAAAAUGGACGUGCCAUGGCCUCACUUUUUUCAGAUGAAGUCUUUGGUGAAGUAGUGUAUCAGGCCCGCAAUAAAAAUCAUUUAUUAGUAGGAAUAGAUGAGUUUCUUGACGCAGUAACGGGUUUACCCCCCUCAGAAUGGGAUCCAGCUAUAAGAAUUGAUCCUCCUGCUACUGUUCCUUCCCAAGAUUAUAGAAAACGAGCUCCUGAAAAAUAUAUCAGAGAAGUUGAUGGAGAAGACGACGAACAAAGAAUAAGAGAAUAUUCAGGUUUAGUCAGAACUGGAGUGUUGUUUGGAGGACUUGUGAAUGAUUUUAAACGAAAGACACCGUUUUAUUUAUCUGACUUUAAGGAUGCAUUUGCUCUACAAACCAUAGCAACGUGGAUAUUUUUAUACUUCGCAUGUCUAUCUCCAAUUAUUACCUUUGGUGGGCUUUUAUCAGAAGCUACUGGUAAAAACAUGGCUACUUUGGAAUCUUUGGUAUCGGGAUUUAUUUGUGGGGUUCUCUACGGUUUUUUUUCAGGCCAACCAUUGUCGAUAUUAGGAUCAACUGGACCAGUAUUAAUAUUUGAAUCAAUAAUUUACGACUUCUGUUACACAAUGGACUGGGAUUAUAUGAGCUUUAGGUUCUGGAUCGGAACUUGGAUUUCAAUAAUUUUAGUGAUAUUAGUGUCCAUAGAUGCCAGCGCUUUUGUGUGUUAUAUUACCAGAUUUACCGAGGAAAAUUUUGCAGUAUUGGUCACGCUUAUAUAUAUUUAUAAGGCCUUUGAAAACGUAUUGGCCAUUGCAAAUAAAUUUCCAAUUACUAUGGAUAAAAACGGUACCAAUAUGGAAGAAUGUUCAUUCACUGGGAAUGAUAACACUCCACCAAUAUUAUUAAAUAUGUCGAGCUCCAACACGACCAACCAAACAAUGUAUCAGCUUCUCAAUGAAAUUUCAAGUGAAAGCUGCUUGGUACCACAAUACUCUCCGGGUAUAUUUCUUAUGUCAGUUUUGAUAUUUCUUGGAACAUUCGUUAUUUCAAUACAACUGAAGAACUUCAAAAAUGUUCGUUUUUUUCCUUCAAAGGUACGCCAAUUAAUAAGUGAUUUUUCCGUAACAAUAGCAAUAUGUUCCAUGACCGUGUUAGAUUACUACGUCGGAAUUCCAACGCCAAAACUCGAAAUACCUCACGAAUUCAAACCAACUCUUCCGAAUCGAGGAUGGAUCAUAUCUCCCUUCAGCCGCAAUCCAAUUUACUCAGUGGUUUUAGCAAUUCUUCCAGCUCUAUUGGGCACUAUUCUAAUAUUUAUGGAUCAGCAAAUAACAGCUGUUAUAGUUAAUAGAAAGGAGUUUAACUUUAGAAAAGGCUGUGGUUAUCAUUUAGACCUAUUCGUUUUGGCAAUCCUCAUCGCAAUUUGUUCAAUUAUGGGACUUCCCUGGUUUGUAGCAGCAACAGUGCUUUCCCUAACACACGUACACUCUUUGAAACUGGAAACAGAAUGUACUGCACCAGGUGACGUGCCUCAAUUUUUAGGUGUUCGUGAGCAGAGAGUGACACAUAUUUUGAUAUUUUUGUCCAUUGGAUUAUCGAUAUUUUUAUCGCGCUUAUUAGAGCACUUACCAAUGCCUGUUCUGUACGGUGUAUUCCUCUAUAUGGGAAUAUCCUCGUUAAAAGGAUUACAGUUUGUUGACAGAAUUCUCAUUAUAUUUAUGCCAAGGAAAUAUCAGCCGGACCACAUGUUCUUAAGAGAAGUGCCAACCAAGAAAAUUAAUUUAUUCACACUCAUACAAACUACCUGCUUAAUUAGUUUGUGGCUAAUAAAAUCUAUUAGGCAAACAUCCAUUUUUUUCCCUUUGAUGUUGGUAGUAAUGAUUGGAAUCAGGAAGUCAUUGGAUUUGAUAUUUACAAAAAAAGAACUAAGAAUUUUGGACGAUCUCUGGCCACAAAACAAUAAAAUUCACAGAAUUGAGGAAGCCGGAUGUGGAAUUUCUAAAUGUAUUUUAGGUCCUAAAUUGAUAACGAAGAAGGAAUAUCUAAAUGUAAAUGAAGUUUAAUUUGGGUUUAAUGUAUUUGUAUAACUUAUUAUUUUUAUUUAUAGUGUUAAACGUGUAGAAACAAAUGUAUUAAUUAUCAGUUAUUAGUUUUAUAUAAUCUUUCAUAUAAUGUAUAUCUAAUUUUUUAUAUAAUCUAUCAAAUAUCAAAGUUACAUUGUCAUCUGAGUUUAUAUACAGUGUUCCAGAAUUGUUUAUCCCUGACUUUUUAUCUGCAACGCUGUAAAGCAUUUUGCAACGUCUUUUGUAAUCCACGUCAUCCUGAUUUACAAAUCUGUCUUUAGCCUCUUUAAAAAAAUCUCCCUAGUUAUCCCCAUUGUCAUGCACAUCAGACACGUCAUUUCUUCAUCAAUGUUAUCAAGAAAAAUUGUCUGGGUCUUUCUCUUCUUUUCUGACCAAUAGAUAUAUCAAGCAAGUUACUGUUUCUAUUUGAUCUUAUACUGCCUUCAAUAUCUUACUUUAUUUUAGUCCAAUAGGAGUCUAUGUCUUUAUGGUCUUCUUCAUCUACAUUUUGAUUCUUUAGCUGAUUGGUAAUGUUUUUUGAAUACCGUCUUGCAACUGUUGCGUCUCUCAGCUUUUGCACAUUCCAUUUUUUUAGCCUUUUUAUUUUCUUUGCCAACAUUUGAAAUUAUAACCCUCAAUGUUGAGAUCACAACUGCAGUUCUUCGGUAUGUUCCCUGCCGUAACUUAAUUGUUGUUCUUCUUAAAGGAACAUUUCCCUUGUUAGUUUUUGGAAGGUCGUAAAGUCCCAGUAGUAGUGCUUCUGUCUUUUGUGCAUUGUUCAAAAUUUGGUGAUCUAUAGAACUAGCCAGGACAAGUUGAAUAGUCUUUUUCAGAAUCGAUUCGGCGGGAACACAUUUCAAUUUCUUCUAAGCGUUCAUGUCCAGUAGUUCGUGAAUUUUAUAAUCUUAUUCCUCGAUUGUGAGUACGACAGUAGUAUGCCCUUUAUCAGCAGUUAGGAUUAAAAUAUCCUUGUCAACAUAUAGAUCUUUAACGACAAGUCAAAGCCACCAAAAGCCAUCUCACGUCCACUAUUGCAGGAAUCAGGAGCUGGUUGAGUAACAGGUAUAUGUAUAUAUAAUAGCACUAAAGGCCUUAGAGGCCCAUGUCUUGAAAAGUUUCUUUAUUUUCGCUUUUCUUUAUGUACUGAGAUCUUCUCUGGUUCGAUAUGUGAUUUUUCUUCAUUCCUUCUUGUCCAGUUUUUUUCAUAUCUUUUUGUACCUCUUGAUUCCAUCUAUUUUUUGGCCUUUCUUUUCUCUUUUUUGAAGCUAUAGGCGUAUUUGGCAUCCUUUCUAGGUGACCUCGCCCUCUUAGUCUCUGUGCCUUAACGACUCCUAUUAUAUUAGGUUGAUUAUCUAAUUCAUUUAACUCAUCCUUUGAUCUUCUUAUCCAUAAACCGUCCCUUAUUAUUUCUCCAUAUAUCUUCCUUAGGAUUUUCCUUUCCCAUAUCUCCAGUAAAUUUUGUUCAUUUUUCUAUUACUAUUUCUAAUAUAUAAUUUCCUAGCUGUUCCGUCUCCUGCAAAGCUACUAUGUCAAAAUGGAACUUUUCGAUUUCUCUUGCUAAAUGUUUAAGUUUGCCUUCUCCGUAUGUGCCUCUUACAUUCCAUGUUUCUAAAAGGAAGUGUUCUUUUCGACAUGUUUUCUUGUGUUUUGGUCCGGUUUUCAUUUUAUUCCUUCUUUUUCCUUUUUUUGUACCAUCGCUACCUUCUUUCUGUGCUUGUUUCGUCAACGUUAUUCCAGUAGUACAGUUAGUUGCUAGUUUUUUUAUGUUGUUUUGACUAUAGCGCCUUUUUUGUUAUUCCACUGUUAUUUACCCAUAUUUUUUUACUCCAAUCUUGACUUUAUUUUCUUUAUUUCUUUCUUCUUGACCAAUGUUUGCUCAUAUGUGUCUAUCCUUAGGCCGUUCGUAACUAUGUUAUUUAUUCGUCGGUGUUUUUACAUAACUUCCAUGUUUUUUGUUAUUUCACUGAGUUCCUCCUUGAUCUCUAUAUUUUCUUGUUUUAGUUCUACAUUUUCUGUUAUCAGCUCUCUGUUUUCCAUAAUGAGCUUUUCUAUUGUUUCCUUGCUUUUUUUUUGAUUUCUUUUUAUAUCCUUAAUGCUAUCGGUGAGGUGGCUCAUCAUUAUUAGUACAUAAUUAUUAAAUAUUUUUUCCCCAUUUUUUUUUCUCUGAAGUUUUUGUUGGUGUUCUCGAGAACUUCUUGCUCUUUCUGCAAAUUUUAUCAUCUUCCUUGCUGUCUUUAUAUCUGUACUUCCUCUUUGCCCCUUCUUCUGAAAGCGUAUCAUCACUGUCUAAAUUUUUCAAAUAUUUUUCCAUUUUCCGGCGCAAAACACUAUCUUCCAUAUCAAGAUCUCAACAGUUCAGAGAACACAGCGUUUACCAGAGUUUCGUUUCUAUGCUUUGAUAUUGCUUAUUGCAGACGACAAAUAAACUAUUUGUUUACGUUUUGACUACCGUGUUGCCAAUCCUCUGAGUCACAGCUACUGAAAAUAAAAAACAACUUGUUAAUUAUGAUUCUCAAAAAUAGUAUCUGCAUCUUAACAGAAUGUGACAAUAAACACUAAGAAAUUAAGAAAUAUACAAAUUAAGACCAAUAGACAAAUCACGGGAGACAUAUUAUGAUGGCUACCUAUACCUCAGGUAGUCACGCCUCAUCAGUGGGUGAAGGGUACGGUCAUAUAUACCUACUUUAUCAUCCGUACCGCCUUUGAUAAUGUCUGGCCCAAUUGCAGAAAUAAAGUCAGUAAGUAGUUUCAGAACACGUCAUAUAGACUCUUAUAACAAUAUUAUAAAUUACCGGGGAAGGUGGGAAAAUUUUACGCAUUUAAGCAAAACCGUCUUUAUUGUUGUUUAUUAAGUUAAUAAAGCUAUUCAAAUUAAUAUAGUUAACUCUCGAAACUUAAUUUUAACGUUAAAUAGACAUUCUGAAAUUAUCCAUUCAAUUUUUUUGGUUGUUGCGUAAAAUAACCUAUCUUUGUGGGCAAUUUUACGCAGUGUAUCGGGAAAUUUUACGCAGAUUAUAAAAAUUAUACAGUUUGACUUUGUCACAAAAUAUUUUAUAAUUUAAACUAAGAAUUUAUUUCAUAUGUCACAUAUAUAGUCCUUUGAACUUUCUCUCGCAGAGCAAGAGGCAUGGGCCUAAUCCAAACAAGAUGCACAUUGCUACCACAGUUCACUGUCCUUCUCGAAUUCUUCACAAAUCAUGCAGAUGUUCUCUGGGCUAGUCGGAUCUACUAAGUCUAAUUCAUCAUCAUCUUAGAUGUCUUUCUCGCCAUAUUCCGAUUCCUCCGUUUCACUUUCUUGAAAUUUAAUCUUUUUAAUUUGGGUUGAUUUUUGGCCUCUUUGCCAACCCUUUUUUUUGUAGCAGUUACCUUAUUUUUGUUUCUUUCUUUCCUCUUUAAGUCAGCUUCGAGAAUAUUUUUUAUCGGUGUGGAUGUUAGGAUUUCAGCUCGUUUCUUUGUACACGUCCUAGUUUUUUUUUAAUUGAGUGGACUUUUGGUAGUGGUAAUAAAUUCGAAGAAAAAUUAGUUUUUGAUGCUCCAGGAAUUGGACCCAUUUCAGAAUUUACUUGUGAGACUGACUCUGGAGUAAUGUUUCAAUUCUGAUUAAUAACUUGAUCUUUCAGUUGCUCGGUAUCAGAUGCUCUAUGUUCUUAUACUUCAUUUCCUAUGACUGGUGGUAGGCAAAAAGUCUUCAUCGUUAAAUUGAUCUGGGUCGAAAAGAUAACUACCAGCAGAUCUCAAGCCAGCAAUCGCUUUCCUUAUUGUAGCAAUUUUAAGACAGGCUUUGUUAAAAAUCUCAGCUAACUGAAAGUUAGUUAUUCUCUGAUGUGGAUGUGUUCUGAGAUGUAACUCACAUUCUUUAUUAUAAGCUCCCUUAGAUAGUUAAAAAUGUAAGGUUGAGGGGCUGCAGCUUUGGGAGGUAUGUGUACAGAGAUAUGUGCAUGAGAUGAAUUGAAUUAGCCUUACAAAAUUAAUAUAUCUUCAGUGAAUUAUGCCUGGUGUGAUUGUUAAGUAAUAAUAAAAUAUGGGACUGUUGAUUAGUAUGGACAUGAUAUUUAAAGUGCUUUAACCACUCGUACAACAGCUCGAUAUUUAUCCAGCCAUUGUCGGACCAGUGUGAUAGAAUACACCUAUCGGAUCUCUUUUCCUUCUGGUUUUAUCGGACUUAUUUUUUGGUUUCUCUUUAAGAACAAAGUAACCAAGUCUUUUCCAGCAAGUUCAGUCUCUUUACAAAAACUGUGCCUGAUAUCAUCUGCAUAUCUAUACACCAAUUGCCUCAGCUCUCUAACAGUAAUAUCAUAAAACAUUAUAGCUAGCUCCAAGAUAUGCUUAGUUAAUUUUUUCUACUGUUCUUUCGAAAAGAUAGGCUGUCGACCGAGUUUAGACAUUGAUCUCUGAUUCAUCCUUAUUUCGUAACAAAGAGCAAAUUCCCAGUAAAAAUCACGUUUUCAAUUGAUAACACAAAAACAAUAGUACAAAAAAGACUAACGCAUGACUAUUUCUUAUAGGAUUCUAUGAAUUAUCAUUAAAGUUUCAAUAACAACCGAAAUUCGAAAGCACGUGUAACAAUAUCUCUGCCCUCGAACUGAUGUGCUUUGUUAGACAUUUGGACGUGCGUACAUGACACCAGUUAAGACCGAUAUAUUUGAAUCGGCUCUGCGUAUAAUUACCCUCUGCGUAAAAUUCCCCCAACCUCCCUUAAUGUUAUUAUUAUUAUCAUCUUUAUUAUGUAUUAUCAUGUUUAUUAUGUAUUAUUAUGAUUAUUAUGUAUUACUUAUGUUUAAACUUGUCAAGGUUUAAUUAGUAAGUUUUUGAGUGUGCCAUAUUACCACUCUGUAUUAUUUGAUUAUCUAAAUAAAGCAUACCUAUGCAC
Diabrotica balteata is the source of this 7619-nucleotide messenger RNA. Lineage: Eukaryota; Metazoa; Arthropoda; Insecta; Coleoptera; Chrysomelidae. The record is from the annotation of a GenBank genome assembly.